AUGGAAAAGACGGUCCUAAUCACAGGCGCAUCCUCCGGCCUCGGCCUCGCUUUCGUCAAACACUACGCCUCCCAGCCGUCAACGCGCAUAGUAGCCCUCGACGUACUGCCGCUCCCUCAAGCACUCGCCGCCCAAUCAAACGUCUCAUUCUACCAGACCGACAUCACAUCCUCCUCCGCGCUCGCAUCACUAUCCACCCAGCUCACCGACAUCCCGAUAAAUCUCCUCAUCCACUCCGCGGGCAUCAGGGGCCUCGUCCCCGAAAUCGUGCAAUCACAACCCGGCGACGUAGCAGCUGCCGAGACGUACGCCGCUAUGGACCAUUCGACCAUGCUGCGGACGCUCGAGAUAAAUACGUGGGGCACGUUCAACACAGUAACAAGCUUCCUGCCAAAUCUCCAGAAAGCAUCGGACGCGAAAGCAAUUAUUCUGUCCUCGCGGAUGGGCUCUUUGAGUGCGAAUACGGCGGGUGGGGGGUAUGCGUACCGCGCUAGCAAAGCGGCGCUUAAUGCUGUUGUUAAGUCGUUUAGUAUUGAUGUGCCGGAUGUGGUGUUUUUGCUGCUGCAUCCGGGGAGGGUGGAGACGGGGCUUGUGGAGUGGAAGGAGGAGGGUGCUAUGGGGGUUGAGGAGAGCUUGGAGAGUUGUUUGGGGGUGAUUGGGGGAGUCGGGAAGGAGCAUAGCGGGAGGUUUGUUGAUCGGUUUGGGGAGAGUAUUGCGUGGUAG
Trematosphaeria pertusa is the source of this 723-nucleotide messenger RNA. RefSeq names its product NAD(P)-binding protein. Gene Ontology annotation, molecular function: oxidoreductase activity, acting on the CH-OH group of donors, NAD or NADP as acceptor. The transcript has a single exon. The coding region runs from base 1 to 723 and encodes 240 amino acids. NCBI's taxonomy places the organism in Eukaryota, Fungi, Ascomycota, Dothideomycetes, Pleosporales, Trematosphaeriaceae. The record is from RefSeq and is a predicted model, not a curated record.